Messenger RNA from Diaporthe amygdali, 1518 nucleotides. RefSeq lists its product as uncharacterized. Bases 1 to 1518 code for a protein of 505 amino acids. Gene Ontology annotation, biological process: transmembrane transport. Gene Ontology annotation, molecular function: transmembrane transporter activity. The record is from RefSeq and is a predicted model, not a curated record. Lineage: Eukaryota; Fungi; Ascomycota; Sordariomycetes; Diaporthales; Diaporthaceae. The transcript has 5 exons.
AUGAACAUCUCUGAGUCUACCUCUGAGACGGCGUCCAAGUCCGGCGCUGUCGACUCAGAAGCUCAAAUUGAGCCAGUCUCAAUAGAGAUAGUAGAUACCAACAAGCUCGAGGCACACGACGCCAAUGUUGUCGAUUGGGAUGGACCACAAGAUCCUGAGAACCCGCAGAAUUGGACCAUCGUUAAGAAAUGGACGCAUAUCAUCUUGGUGUCCCUAUUUGCUCUGGUCACAAAUAUGGCUCCGACAAUGUGUGUGCCUGGAGCCCAUAUUUUCCUCGUUGAGUUCCACGUCACGUCGUCGACAUUAAGCCAGCUUGCCAUCACUAUAUACGUCCUUGGUCUGGCACUUGGUCCCAUGGUCUUGUCUCCCCUUAGCGAGGCCUAUGGACGCCUGCCCAUCUAUCACUUUUCAAACUUAUUGUUUCUCAUCUUCGUCGUUGGCUGCGCUGUGAGCAAUACUCUCGCGCAGUUCAUGGUUUUUCGCUUCAUCUCGGGCUUCAUGGGGGGAGUACCAAUGGCCCUCGGUGGCGCCACAAUUGCGGAUAUCACUCAGAUCGAAGCACGACCUGUUGCUAUGGCUCUGUUCAGUCUGGGUCCUUUGACAGGACCGGUACUUGGACCACUUAUUGGAGGCUUUACAGUUGUUGGCCUAGGUUGGCGCUGGACAUUCUGGCUGAUAGUUAUCCUGAGUGGUGCUAUUUUCUUGGUCGCCGCCUUCUUGAUGCGCGAGACGCAUCCUAAGACUUUGCUGGAGCGCAAAACAGCACGCCUUCGGGCCCAGACCGGAAACAAUGAGCUGCGAUCCAAAAUGGCUUCCAAACGUCUGACACCUGGCCAAGUACUUGUCACAACACUGGUUCGGCCCUCCGUGCUCCUCAUCCGCUCGCCGAUCCUGCUGGUCAUCUCCAUUUAUGUGGCUCUUAUUUUUGGCACCAUGUACCUCCUCUUCACGACCUUUACUAGCGUUUUCGAGGGCCAAUAUGGUUUCAGCACUUCUAUGUCUGGUCUCGUCUACCUGGGUUCUGGCGUCGCACUCGUCCUGGCCUUGAUUGCCUUCCACGCCUGUAAUCACCGCCUGCUGCAGUCGCGCAUGAGGGCUGAUGGGGUCACAACCCCGAAACCCGAGUACCACCUGAUUAUGAUGAUCCUGUUUAGCCCCUUUGUUGGCUUUGGGCUUUUCAUGUACGGGUGGACCACUUAUUACCAGGUGCACUGGAUCGUGCCCAUUAUUGGGACCGUACUUAUCGGUUUCGGUGCCUUCUUCGUCAUAAUGCCUGCGCAACUGUACCUGGUGGACCUGUUCGGCUCACAGGCUUCCGCCUCUGCUCUGGGUGCGAACAACCUGCUGCGGUUCCUCUUCAGCCCUUUCCUGCCCCUGGCCGGCCCAGCAAUGUAUACAACGCUGGGCUAUGGGUGGGGGAAUUCCUUGCUCGGAUUCCUUGCUCUCGCCUUCGUGCCAUUCCCAAUUUUAUUCUACAAGUAUGGAGAACGGAUGCGAGGCAAGACUGUCAACUUGUAA